Molecule: messenger RNA, 3148 nt
Organism: Morus notabilis
Lineage: Eukaryota; Viridiplantae; Streptophyta; Magnoliopsida; Rosales; Moraceae
Product: ATPase 8, plasma membrane-type
Exons: 14
Coding region: 125-2971 (948 amino acids)
Biological process (GO): regulation of intracellular pH; proton export across plasma membrane
Cellular component (GO): plasma membrane
Molecular function (GO): ATP hydrolysis activity; ATP binding; P-type proton-exporting transporter activity
Source: RefSeq, a predicted model, not a curated record
CCGUAUCUCUCCUCUCUCUUCCUCUGUCGCCCAAGACGAGGCUUAGAGGAGGAGCCUUUCUGGCUUAACGAUUUUAUUUAUAGUACUUGUUCUUCUUCUUGGGUUUCAUAUCCUUUCUAUCAUCAUGGCUGAAAUCUCCUUAGAAGAUGUCAAGAACGAGAAUGUUGAUCUUGAACGCAUUCCCAUUGAGGAAGUAUUUGAGCAGCUGAAAUGUACAAGAGAGGGUUUGACAAAAGAUGAAGGGGAGAAGCGUCUUCAAAUCUUUGGCCCAAACAAGCUUGAGGAGAAAAAGGAGAGCAAGUUUCUCAAGUUCUUGGGAUUUAUGUGGAAUCCUCUGUCAUGGGUUAUGGAAUGUGCUGCCAUUAUGGCCAUUGUUUUGGCCAAUGGAGGGGGCAAGCCACCGGAUUGGCAAGACUUUGUUGGUAUCGUUGUUCUGCUUAUUAUCAACUCAACUAUCAGUUUUAUUGAGGAAAACAACGCUGGCAACGCCGCAGCCGCUCUGAUGGCCGGUCUCGCCCCCAAGACUAAGGUUUUGAGGGAUGGAAAGUGGAGUGAGCAAGAGGCUGCGAUUUUGGUACCAGGAGACGUGAUCAGCAUCAAGUUGGGAGAUAUUGUCCCUGCUGAUUCCCGUCUCUUAGAGGGUGAUCUGCUUAAGAUUGAUCAAUCUGCUCUAACCGGAGAGUCUCUUCCCGUCACCAAGAAUCCCGGGGAUGAGGUGUUUUCCGGUUCCACCUGCAAGCAAGGUGAGAUUGAGGCUGUAGUGAUUGCCACUGGUGUCCACACCUUCUUUGGAAAGGCUGCUCACCUUGUAGAUAGCACCAACCAAGUUGGUCACUUUCAAAAGGUGUUGACUGCUAUUGGCAACUUCUGUAUCUGCUCUAUCGCAUUGGGAAUGGUGAUUGAGAUCAUUGUGAUGUACCCGAUUCAACACAGGGCAUACAGAGAAGGCAUUGACAAUCUUUUGGUGCUCCUCAUUGGUGGUAUUCCAAUUGCCAUGCCAACAGUCUUGUCUGUGACGAUGGCUAUUGGAUCUCACCGCCUGUCGGAGCAAGGCGCCAUCACCAAGAGGAUGACAGCCAUUGAGGAGAUGGCAGGAAUGGAUGUCCUUUGCAGCGACAAGACCGGAACCCUUACUCUCAACAAGCUUACUGUAGACAAGUCCCUUAUUGAGGUCUUCUCAAAGGACGCAGAUAAGGAUACUCUUAUCGUGCUUGCCGCUAGAGCAUCUAGGGUUGAAAAUCAAGAUGCCAUUGAUGCUUCAAUUGUUGGGAUGCUAAGUGACCCCAAAGAGGCAAGAGCGGGAAUCACUGAAAUCCAUUUCUUGCCUUUCAAUCCCGUGGAUAAGCGCACUGCAAUCACCUACACUGACAACAAUGGAGACUGGCACAGAUGCAGCAAGGGUGCUCCUGAGCAAAUCAUUGACCUUUGCGACCUUAAGGGAGAAAAGAGAACCAAGGCUCAUGCUAUUAUUGACAACUAUGCUGAACGAGGCCUACGUUCGUUGGCAGUUGCUCAACAGACCAUUCCAGAGAAGACUAAGGAGAGCGCUGGAAGUCCAUGGGAGUUUGUGGGUCUCUUACCCCUCUUUGAUCCUCCAAGACAUGAUAGCGCGGAAACUAUUCGUCGAGCUCUCGAACUUGGUGUCAACGUUAAGAUGAUCACUGGUGAUCAGCUUGCUAUUGGAAAAGAGACUGGUCGUAGGCUUGGCAUGGGAACCAACAUGUAUCCCUCGUCUUCUCUCCUUGGCCAAAACAAAGAUGACUCCACUACUGGCAUUGCGGUUGAUGAGCUCAUUGAGAAGGCUGAUGGAUUUGCUGGAGUCUUCCCCGAGCACAAGUAUGAAAUUGUGAAAAAGCUACAGGAGAGGAAACAUAUUUGUGGUAUGACCGGAGAUGGUGUCAAUGAUGCGCCAGCACUUAAGAAGGCAGAUAUCGGUAUUGCAGUGGCUGAUGCAACUGAUGCAGCCAGAAGUGCUUCUGACAUUGUCUUGACAGAGCCAGGUUUGAGUGUUAUCAUCAGCGCUGUGUUGACAAGCAGGGCCAUUUUCCAAAGAAUGAAGAACUACACGAUCUAUGCCGUUUCCAUCACAAUCCGUAUCGUGUUGGGAUUCAUGCUUGUUGCUCUCAUUUGGGAAUUUGACUUCUCUCCCUUCAUGGUUCUGAUCAUCGCCAUCUUGAACGAUGGAACCAUCAUGACCAUUUCUAAGGAUAGGGUGAAGCCAUCUCCUUUGCCUGACUCAUGGAAGCUCAAGGAAAUCUUUGCCACUGGUAUUGUCCUUGGAGCCUACAUGGCUAUCAUGACUGUGGUCUUCUUUUGGCUUGCACAUGACAGUGACUCUUUUUCACAAACUUUCGGCGUGAAGCCAAUCAAGGGGAACUUAGCUGAACUUAACUCGGCUCUUUACCUUCAAGUGAGCAUUAUUAGUCAAUCACUCAUCUUUGUAACCAGAUCAAGAAGCUGGUCUUUUGUUGAACGGCCCGGAUUCUUGCUUGUUUUUGCCUUCAUCGCAGCACAACUGGUGGCUACCGUAAUUGCUGUGUAUGCAAACUGGGAAUUUGCCAGAAUCCAUGGCAUUGGUUGGGGAUGGGCCGGUGUGAUAUGGAUUUACAGUUUAAUCACUUACAUCCCUCUUGAUGCCCUCAAGUUCAUCAUCCGAUACGCUUUGAGUGGCAAGGCUUGGGAUACCUUGCUCCAAAACAAGACUGCAUUCACCACAAAGAAGGAUUAUGGGAGAGGAGAAAGGGAGGCACAAUGGGCCAUGGCUCAACGAACACUUCACGGUCUCCAAUCACCCCGAGCGCUUUUCAACGAUAAGAACAACCAUGAGUCCACUGAUAUUGCCGAGCAGGCCAAGAGGCGUGCUGAAGUCGCUAGGCUUAGAGAGCUCCAUACCUUGAAGGGCCACGUUGAAUCUGUGGUGAAGUUGAAGGGGCUGGACAUUGAUACCAUUCAACAGCACUACACCGUUUAAGAGAAUUCUUCCCCGGGGAUGGAACAAGCAUGUUUUUUAAAGCCUGCAGAGAAGCUAAAAAAGUUAUAUAUUUGUCUUCGUUUCUAGUGUUCUCAUUGUUUAAAUUUUCAUAAAAGUAAAUCAAGUGUAAUAAGCAGAUGGAUGAGAUUUGUUUGUAGUUUUAAUUUGAAAUUGGAA